Messenger RNA from Penaeus monodon (black tiger shrimp), 3291 nucleotides. RefSeq names its product GTP-binding protein 2-like. The coding region runs from base 232 to 2265 and encodes 677 amino acids. The transcript is spliced from 11 exons. Lineage: Eukaryota; Metazoa; Arthropoda; Malacostraca; Decapoda; Penaeidae. Gene Ontology annotation, biological process: translational elongation. The record is from RefSeq and is a predicted model, not a curated record. Gene Ontology annotation, molecular function: GTP binding; translation elongation factor activity; GTPase activity.
AAGCUGCUGCAGUUCCUUGACCUAGUGACAUAUUAUGCCGAGUGUAUAUUAUGGCUUAAAAAGUAUUCGUUUUAGAGCGGCGAUGACUAGGCUGUUCGAGUACAAAAAUGUCUUAGGCUAGAGGAGUAGAUUAAUUUCUUCAGGACCCGGAGUGGGACACGAGCGCCGUCAGAUCACCGCGUAUCAACAACCAAAGACCUAGCCAGCAGACGUCGCAACAGAUCAUUAAGGAUGUGGAAGGACGAGGAGGCAGAGGAGGGGGGCGUGGCCACGGGAGUCGUCAGUCUCUUCGGACCUGAAGACUCGGUGACCCCCAAGCAGAAAAGCGCCAAGGAGAAGAAAAACAGGGCGCAGAAACAGCAUCGGCAGAAGGACAAGACGAACAAGAAGGAACCGAAAGCGAGACAAAAAGAUAAGGACACAAUGGACACCUUCCUUGGUUUAUUUGACCCAACACUGGAAGAUGAGACAACGGACGACAUCGAUGAACUAAAUGGGAAUGUUGUGGAAAAGAAUCAUGAGAAUACACAGUACAAGAAUUGUAAAAACUCAUACUCUCUCCGAUCGGAGACUCUGGGGGGGGUGCGCAGAGGUCCAAGAGUUGCCAUAAUGCCUGACCAGCUCCCCUCAGAGCCCCAGGAAGGGAACAUUGAAUACAAACUGAAGCUGGUCAACCCAAAUCAUGAGAGAUUUAAGAGACUAGUAUCUCAGAUGCAAUGGCGACUACGUGAGGGCCUUGGAGAAGCUAUAUACGAGAUAGGAGUAGAAGAUUCUGGGAUAUUAUUGGGUCUAACGCAGGAGGAGCUUGGGGCAUCCAUGGCUACGUUACGUCGAAUGGCUAAACAGCUUGGAGCGUCACUAACGGUUAUACGUGAGAAAACAAUUUCAGGCCACAAUGGCGAGAUUCGCAAAGCAGCAGAAGUUCUAGUCAGAAAGGUACCUGAUGACCAGUACAGCAUUGAACUGAGAAUUGCCGUUUUAGGCAAUUCUGAUGUAGGAAAGUCUACGUUACUUGGUGUUUUGACAAGAGGAGAAUUAGAUAAUGGCCGAGGGUGUGCGCGAUUAAAUGUUUUCCGGCAUAGACACGAGGUCUGCUCAGGCAAGACUUCUUCAAUAUCUUUACAAAUAAUGGGAUUUGACUCUCAGGGUAAUGUGAUAGAUCAGACGUGCACCAGGAGCAGGGACUACGAUGAUGAGGAUAUCUGCAGUCAAUCCAUCAAGAUAAUAAACUUUAUUGAUCUGGCUGGGGAUCAGAAGUACCUCAAGACUACUGUGUUUGGCCUUUCAGGAUACUCUCCACAUUAUGCUGUCUUAGUUGUAAGUGCUUUCUCCGGAAUGGCUCCCAUGACUGAGGAGCACCUGAGUCUUGCUCGUGCUUUGGAUGUUCCCAUUGUCAUUGUGAUAACCAAGACUGACAUGGCCACGCCACAACAGAUUCAGAGAACCAUCAAUGAUCUCAAGCAAACAUUAACUCAGCCAGGAUACAAACGGGUGCCUCUGUUAAUUCAAAAUGAAGAUGAUGCAAUAACAGCUGGAAGUAACCAGCUAGACAACAAUGUUGUCCCUAUUUUUUGUGCCUCGAGUGUCACUGGUGAUGGGCUUACUCUGCUCAAGAAAUUCCUUUUUGUUUUACCGCCAAGGAUGAGCAACAAAGAGAGGGAGAAACUGGAGCAGGAACCAGCUGAGUUCCAGAUUGAUGAGGUUUUCCAUGUAGACCACAGUGUGAUUGUUGGAGGGCUGCUUACCAAGGGUGUCAUUAUGCAAGGAACAACACUCCUUUUAGGACCAAUGGAUAAUUGUACCUUUGUACCUGUUACUGUUGGGUCAAUUCACCGAAACAAAGUGCCAUGCAGGGUAGUUUGCGCAGGACAGUCAGCAUCUCUUUCUAUCAAAGGACAAGAUCUUAGCUUACGGAAAGGCAUGAAAUUAAUGAGCAUUGAAGCAAGACCCAGAGCAUGUUUUUAUUUCCAGGCAAGAACACAAGUACUUCAUCAUUCAACAAGCAUAUGUCGUGGAUUCCAGGCAACAGUACACAUUGGUAAUGUACAACAGACAGCUGUUGUUGAAGGCAUUCUUGGUUCCCGAGGGUUACACACCAACGAUCGUGGCUCAGUCAUUUUCCGCUUCCUUCGACAGCCUGAGGUUGUCCAGAAUGGGGCAAGAUUAUUAUUUAGACAAGGGAUGACGAAAGGUAUUGGGCAGGUAAUACAAGUUUUUGAGGAGGAACCAGAUAAUGUGAAUCUGUACAAUGGGUAUGAGAGAUAGGAAGCUAGUUUUGGGGACUAAUUGCUUAUUAUUAGGUUUGUAAGUCUUAGUAAACAUAACUUAAUAAAAAAAUAUUUGAAAGUAUAGCUAGAGCUAAAGGUUAAUCAUAACAUAUUGUACCUUGUGAGCUAUUUUCCAUUCCUUAGAAUUUAAUAUAAAAAAGAAAACAAAAAAUGGAAAGGAUUAAUAUUGUAACCUCCCUUCCUCCUGUAAAUCAUAGGUAAUAUUUUUUGAAUCUUAACCCUUUGCUGUGGAAGCUGCCAACAUGGAUUAUGAAGAUUUUUACUGUGAUUAGAUUCUUGAAAAUUUUGAUGUAAAUUUUAGUUUCUGUUUAAUAUUCUUGUGUAAGAAAUAGAAUGGCUCCUGUACAGGUCAAGGUGGAAUUUGAGAUAGGUAUAUGUUUUGUUAAAUAACGAUAUGCUUGCCAGUUUAUGAUAAUCUGUCAAUACCGCUAAAACCCUCAUUUUAGAGAGGUUAGUUUGUCAAUGCCGCUAAAACCCUCAUUUUAGAGAGGUUAACAAUGUUGUACAAAGCUCCUUUGUAUUAUAUUCAGUAUCUGUUUAACACAAAGUAAGUCUCAGAACUGUAAUGCUUAUUUUUAAAGAAGCCAAAGAAGGAAACGGUAGCUUUAUUUUGCUGUUUGCUGUUCAAGAAUUAAUGUGUAGCCACAUCCACUGUUUAAGUUAUGUUUCACAUCAGUAACUAAUUACAGGAGAGUACUGUAUUGAUAAAAGUGUGUUUGUAUACCAGUGAUCAUAUAAGUAUUCACAAGUUCUGUCAAGCUAGACUAUGAGCAUGACAUGAAUGACAAAGUGCAAUUGCAAAUGAUCAAGCUUACCCUGAUAAACAAAGUAUCAGGGGAGAGUGAUGUAAGGAAAAAAUCACUUUCUAAAAUUUCUGAGUUUUAGAAGUGAUCAAGUUUAUGGUAAAAAGUAAAUGCAAAGGAUAGAAAAAUGAUUUAAGAUAUUUUUUUUGCAGGCGAUAGGUUGAUAUGAAGUUCAUGAUAAAAAGGAAAUGCAGAGAAUU